Molecule: messenger RNA, 630 nt
Organism: Pollicipes pollicipes
Lineage: Eukaryota; Metazoa; Arthropoda; Thecostraca; Pollicipedomorpha; Pollicipedidae
Product: homeobox protein abdominal-A homolog
Exons: 5
Coding region: 1-630 (209 amino acids)
Biological process (GO): anterior/posterior pattern specification; negative regulation of transcription by RNA polymerase II
Cellular component (GO): nucleus
Molecular function (GO): RNA polymerase II cis-regulatory region sequence-specific DNA binding; DNA-binding transcription factor activity, RNA polymerase II-specific
Source: RefSeq, a predicted model, not a curated record
AUGAUUAUCAGCGAACUUUGGCUGCUCUUCACCGAUGAUGGGAGAAGAAGGCGGGGUAGGAGGACGUACACCCGGUACCAGACACUGGAGCUGGAGAAAGAGUUUCACACGAAUCACUACCUGACUCGCCGGCGCCGGAUAGAGAUGGCGCACCAGCUCUGUCUAACGGAGCGACAGAUCAAGAUCUGGUUCCAGAACCGACGCAUGAAGCUCAAGAAGGAGAUCCAGGCUAUCAAGGAACUGAACGAGCAAGAGAAGCAGUCGCAGGCGUCCAAGUUGGCUGCGGGGGUAGCAAACUCCGACGAGAAGCCGACGCAGCAGCCGCUGCUGGGCGCCGAGCACGGCCAGCAGGCCAGUCGAUGGGCGGCGAAACAGUCACACAUGGCGGCCCGCCCGCCAGCCGAGCACGGCCAGCAGGCCAGUCGGUGCACCGCCAACAGCGCAGCUCGACCGCCCGAGUGGUCCCAGCUGGCCGGCGAGCGGCGGACUCGUAUGCGGGUUAGUCGUUCCGGCACUGCCGCCAGCGCAGCUCGACUGCUCGAGUGGUCCCUGCUGGCCGGCGAGCGGCGGACUCGUAUGCGGCGCUACUGCUACCACCGGUCGCAGCCCAUCGCGGUCAGAGGCAAGUAG